Paramecium tetraurelia is the source of this 1212-nucleotide messenger RNA. RefSeq lists its product as uncharacterized. The record is from RefSeq and is a predicted model, not a curated record. Lineage: Eukaryota; Ciliophora; Oligohymenophorea; Peniculida; Parameciidae. The transcript has a single exon. Gene Ontology annotation, molecular function: serine-type carboxypeptidase activity. Gene Ontology annotation, biological process: proteolysis.
AUGUUUAUUUAUUUAUAAUUAAUUUUCACUUUAACUAGAGCUUUAAUUGUUAAGAAUGAUGUGACCUCCUUCUACUAAGAUAUGAUCAAAAAAUAAAUAUCAUUUUUAUGUGAAUCUGGAAGGUUGACAUUUGAUAAUGGGUUUUACACUUACUAGAUAUUUUUGAAAGAAAAUCACACAGAUUAUACCAAUUUUACAGAUGCCGAUCAGUUAUGGAUAAUGUUAACUAAUAAUGGUUGCUCAUCUAUAAUGCAUGCCUAUGAUAAAUAUGGCCCAUUCGUUUAUUAAAAUAGACAGCUUGACCUACAUCCCUACUCCUAUAAUAAAUUUAUAAAUUUAUUAUAUAUAGAUCAGCCAUUUGGAGUAGGCUUUUCUGAAGGAAUUGGAGAAAAAAAUGAUAAUGCUAUAAAGAUUUUGUAGUUUAUUGAAGAAUUCUUAGUGAAUAAAGGAAUACCAAAUAUGAAAAUAAUGUUAUAUGGAAAGGAGUAUGUGUCAUCGCUAUUCUCAAAAAUUAUUGAGAAUUCGAUAGGAUAUAAUCUAAAUAUAGAAGGCAUCAUCCUUGAAAACGCAUGGGUUAGCCCAAUUCAUUAGAUUGGAUAUUAUGGAUCCUUUUUGUACUAAUUAGGAUUAAUAGAUGAUUAAAGAAGAGAUGAAAUCUAUUAUAAUACAACAUAAAUUUAGGUCUAAUUAUUAAAUUAGAAUUUUACAAAUUUAACUUAACUGAAAACUUUAGUAAAUCAAAGCCAAAGUGAACUUAAAUUAAUAGAGAAUGAUGGAAAUAACAAUUUAGAGGAUAUUACUCAAUUCAUCAAUGAUCAUUCAUUCUAAUUAUUUGAAAUCAAUAAAGACGAUUAUUCGUUCUGUAAUGAUACCCAACAUGAGAAGGCUUAGCAAUAAUUACUAAAUUCCACCUUAUUUGAAAUAGAAAUGAUAUUAAAUAAAUAAAAAAUGGUAAUUGUUUUAGUAAAACAAAUAUAAUUCACAGUAACCACUCCAGGCAUUGUGACUUGGGUUAAUUAAUUACGAUGGCAACACAUAACAAAAUGGAGAAUAAGUGACAAGAAAUUUAUACGAGAAGAAAAUUAUGAUAAAGUAUAAAAUAUGACAAAAAAUAAAACAGUUGGAUAUAUCAAGUAAUUUGAUAAAUUAAAAUAUAUUGUGGCUUACGAUGAGUUAUUCAAAUUAUUGAAUUAAAUUAUUAUUGAUAAUUGA